This is a messenger RNA of Rhinolophus ferrumequinum (greater horseshoe bat), 1612 nucleotides long. RefSeq names its product TNFRSF1A associated via death domain (gene TRADD). The transcript is spliced from 4 exons. Gene Ontology annotation, biological process: extrinsic apoptotic signaling pathway; positive regulation of canonical NF-kappaB signal transduction. NCBI's taxonomy places the organism in Eukaryota, Metazoa, Chordata, Mammalia, Chiroptera, Rhinolophidae. Gene Ontology annotation, cellular component: tumor necrosis factor receptor superfamily complex. Gene Ontology annotation, molecular function: transmembrane receptor protein tyrosine kinase adaptor activity. The record is from RefSeq and is a predicted model, not a curated record. Bases 821 to 1582 code for a protein of 253 amino acids.
GAGGAGUGGGUGGGCAGCGCAUACCUGUUUGUGGAGUCCUCCCUGGACAAGGUGGUCCUGUCAGAUGCUUACGCUCACCCCCAGCAGAAGGUGGAGAUGUACAGGGCUCUGCGGACUGCAUUGGCAGGUGUGCCCUUGGGUGUAGACAUGUGUCUCCGUGUCUUUGUAAGAUCUACCUAUGAGUGCACUAACAUCCCACUCGAUGUCCCUCACUCGCCAGACCAGCCGGCUCACUGCUUUCUACUAAUCGCGCAUCUAUUUUCCUCUCUUACUGCUGCACUCCUUGUCCAAGACCCCUUCCUAGUACCUACCUUUCGGGUCCCCCUUUCCCAUGUCAGGGCAGAGGCGACAGGAAGCCGGUUGGGGGAUCCGGCCUGGGCCCCAAAGUGGCUAGAGCCCCUCUCCUUCCGGGGCAGCCGGAGCUGCGCUUGGAGGCGGAAGAUCUGAGACCUCUCGCCCUUCCCCUGCCCUGCUGGCCGCCUACCCAGAUGGCUUGGCUGCCCAGGGCAUACUCCCCUUUCUGUGCUGGAGUCUCUCCCCCACGUCCCUUUUGCCCACCUUGAUUUGGGGCUCCAGGGAUGGGGUGGGGGGUACCCACUCCGCCUAAGGGUGCUCCCUGUGGUAGGUCCUGGCCUUCAUUCUGGGUUGUUGCUGUUUGCCUCCCAAUUUUGUCUCCCGGCUGGGAGCUUUGGGGUAACCCCGCGUCCCCAGGUCUGGGGAUGGGAAGGGCUCUGACUGUGGACCUCACCCCUCCUGCGUCCCCGCAUGGGGACCACCUGACGCCUGACUGCCCGUCUCGGCAGAAAACGGGAGCCCAGAUAUGCUGCAGAUGCUCAAGAUUCACCGUAGCGACCCGCAGCUGAUCGUGCAGUUGCGUUUCUCAGGGCGCCAGCCCUGCAGGCGCUUUCUCUGCGCCUAUCGCGAGGGGGCGCUGCGCGCCGCGCUAGAAAGCCGCUUGGCUGCGGCGCUCGCCCUGCGCUCCUUGCGAUUGCAACUGGAGCUGCGCGCCGGCGCGGAGCUGCUGGACGCCUUGCUCACCGAUGAGGAACGCUGUUUGAGUUGCAUCUUCGCCCAGAAGCCCGACCGGCUCCGGGACGAGGAACUCGUUGAGUUGGAGUAUGCGCUUCGGAAGCUGACGUGCGGCUCCGGGGGCCAGGGUGGCGACGUGGAGGUCGCUCUAGCCCCCUCGCAGCCCCAGUCGCCCACUCCAUCGGAGGAGAAGCAGCCGCCGCCAUCUGGCCAGACUUUUCUGUUCCAGGGUCAUCCUGUAGUGAACCGGCCGCUAAGCCUGCAAGACCAACAGACGUUCGCGCGCUCCGUGGGCCUCAAAUGGCGCAAGGUGGGGCGCUCUCUGCAGCGCGGCUGUCGCGCGCUGCGGGACCCGGCACUUGAUUCUCUGGCCUAUGAGUACGAGCGAGACGGGCUGUAUGAGCAGGCCUUCCAGCUACUGCAGCGCUUUGUGCAGGCCGAGGGCCGCCGUGCCACACUGCAGCGCCUGGUGGAAGCGUUGGAGGAGAACGAGCUCACCAGCCUGGCAGAGGACUUGCUGGGCCUGGCGAAUCCCGAUGGCGGCCUGCCCUAGGCUGGGUACCAGACAAAGGGGCGAUCAGCU